AUGACUCCUAGUCAGAGAGCUCGCUAUCUGAAGACCGGGGGUAUCCUGGCCUUCAUCGUACUGCUCCUGUUUCUUUUGACUCCCAGCGAGAAAAGAGGGUUUUCGAAUAUCGCCGGAGGAUAUAGCGGCGGUCAGACGGCUAUCGACCCCACUAUCAGCACGGAUAAAUGCACCAAAUCAUAUCAUCCCUCGAAGCCGUUGAUUCAAUACGCUCUUAUGAUCGAUGCAGGCAGCACAGGUUCGCGUAUCCAUGUCUACCGUUUCAACAACUGUGGUCCGACUCCUGAGUUGGAGAACGAGAUCUUCAAGAUGACUGAGCCCAAGGCUGGUGGAGCCGGCCUCAGCUCAUACAAGGCGGAUGCCGAGGGCGCUGCGAUGAGUUUGGAUCCCCUGUUGGAAGUAGCUAUGCAUACAGUUCCAGAUAAGCUCAAGCCUUGCUCCCCCAUUGCCGUAAAGGCGACGGCAGGCUUGAGAUUGCUUGGCCCGGAAAUGAGCUCAAAGAUUCUUGCCGCAGUCCGAACUCGAUUGGAGACAGUCUAUCCCUUCCCUGUCGUCGCUGAUGAGAAGGGCGGAGUGCAAAUCAUGGACGGCAAAGACGAGGGUGUAUAUGCAUGGAUCACUACGAAUUACCUUUUGGGCAAGAUUGGGGGUCCCGACGAAACCCCGACUGCCGCCGUUUUUGACCUUGGCGGUGGCUCGACCCAGAUCGUUUUCCAGCCUACCUUCAAGAGCCCCUCGGGCGGAAUGCCCGACACCUUGGCCGAGGGAGACCACAAGUACAACCUUAGCUUCGGCGGCCGCGACUUCACGCUCUACCAGCACUCUCAUCUUGGUUACGGUCUUAUGUCGGCAAGGGAGGCGAUGCACAAAAUCGUCCUGGACGCCCAGCUUGAGGAGCAUCCGACUGACCAUACUUGGCUUGGAGAACCCAUCAUCAACCCGUGCGUUGCGUCUGGCAUGUCACGAGAGGUGGAGGUGAAGCUAGGAGAGUCUAAUCCUUUGGGUGCCUCAAUUAAAGUGAACAUGACUGGUCCCCCCGAGGGAUCGCCAGCUCAGUGCCGUGGUGUUGCAGAGAAGAUUCUGAAAAAGGAUGCUGAGUGCAAACUGGCGCCCUGCUCCUUUAAUGGUGUCCACCAACCCUCGUUGGAUAAGACCUUCUCCAGAGAGGACGUGUACAUCUUUUCUUACUUUUUCGACCGUACACAGCCUUUGGGCAUGCCCGAGUCCUUCACUUUGAAAGAACUGAAGGAUUUGACUGCCAAGGUCUGUGAAGGCGAGAGUGGCUGGGGCAUCUUCGGCAGCGUUGAGGGAGCCUUGGCUGAGCUGAAGGACCGGCCUGAAUGGUGUAUGGAUCUCAACUUUAUGUUUACUCUUCUUCACACCGGCUAUGAGAUGCCCAUGGAUCGCGAGGUAAGAAUCGCGAAGAAGAUCAAAGGAAACGAGUUGGGAUGGUGUCUCGGCGCCAGUCUUCCUCUCCUUAGCCAAGAAUCCGGAUGGAAAUGCCGUAUCAAGGAGAUUUCAUGA
This is a messenger RNA of Xylona heveae TC161, 1524 nucleotides long. RefSeq names its product nucleoside diphosphatase Gda1. Bases 1 to 1524 code for a protein of 507 amino acids. The record is from RefSeq and is a predicted model, not a curated record. The transcript has 3 exons. Lineage: Eukaryota; Fungi; Ascomycota; Xylonomycetes; Xylonales; Xylonaceae. Gene Ontology annotation, biological process: nucleoside diphosphate catabolic process; protein N-linked glycosylation. Gene Ontology annotation, cellular component: Golgi apparatus; membrane. Gene Ontology annotation, molecular function: GDP phosphatase activity; UDP phosphatase activity.